Messenger RNA from Ambispora gerdemannii, 633 nucleotides. Lineage: Eukaryota; Fungi; Glomeromycota; Glomeromycetes; Archaeosporales; Ambisporaceae. The record is from the annotation of a GenBank genome assembly.
AUGGAAGCUUCGUUACCCUCUCCAACAACAACAGUCACAGCAACAAUUGAUUUAAAAUCAACUGAUCCGCAAGAAAUACAACAACAAAAAGGAACACGUCUUAGAAAUAAAAGUCGUAAAGGUUCCAUGUCAAUCGUAUCAAAAGAAUCAAAAUCUUCGUCUCCUUAUUCUACCAAUAAAAACACAAUUGCACGAGAAAAGAAACAACGGCAACAAAACGAAAACCUUCCAAAAAGCCCUAUACAAAUUCAAUCUAAAAUAUCGAAUUCGAAUAAAAAGGAAGAAUGCAUAUCGAUUCCGGAUGCAGACAAACAAGAAUUCGAUCAUUUGAUUGAUAUUAAAAAAAAUACUAAUGACUAUGAUAAUAGCACUGCUGCUAUGAAUUCUCCGCAAUCACAACAACAACACAAUACAGAUUCUACCUCACAACCUGUUGAUGCGGACUCUACUCCCACUCCAAAUAAUAUUGCUAAUGACUUUUCGAAAUCAGAACAAUCGCAACUGCUUACUCCACCGGAACUAUUUGAAGACAUACCACCAGAAUUUCUAGAACAAGUGAGAUUAUUAGAAGAAGAAGAACGAGCGCGACGUAAAUACUACGAGGACUAUUUACAUGUCGAUAUGGAUUUUUAA